UUCCGAUGUGACAAGCUAUAUCCAACCCUGAACCAAAUCAUUGCCAGAUACAGAUAUGUGGGUCGAAAAGGGAAAGCCACUGCAGCCAACAGCGCCUGGUUUUAUAAUAAUGUUGCCAAGUACACUGCACCCAACGACCUGCAGGACCUGGGCAGGACCAUCAUGGCGUGGUUCUUCAGUCGAGGAAUCGGGUCUUAUAGCAUCUUCAACGGCGUGGACAUGGAUUGGCACAAGCAACAAGGCAGAUAUAUCAGAGACAAC
Molecule: messenger RNA, 261 nt
Organism: Exophiala aquamarina CBS 119918
Lineage: Eukaryota; Fungi; Ascomycota; Eurotiomycetes; Chaetothyriales; Herpotrichiellaceae
Exons: 1
Source: RefSeq, a predicted model, not a curated record